This is a messenger RNA of Hevea brasiliensis (rubber tree), 3757 nucleotides long. Its product is annotated as splicing factor U2af large subunit A. Gene Ontology annotation, cellular component: nuclear speck; U2-type prespliceosome; U2AF complex. The transcript is spliced from 11 exons. Gene Ontology annotation, molecular function: poly-pyrimidine tract binding; pre-mRNA 3'-splice site binding. Lineage: Eukaryota; Viridiplantae; Streptophyta; Magnoliopsida; Malpighiales; Euphorbiaceae. The record is from RefSeq and is a predicted model, not a curated record. Bases 622 to 3357 code for a protein of 911 amino acids.
UUCCACUUACAGAUAAAAAUAAAAUAGUUCCAUGGGCCGUCUGCCUCUGCUUCAUUUAGGUUUCUAAUUUUUGCGCUUCCAUUAGUUGGACGGCCACCGCAGUAGUAGUCUAGCGCCGCCUCUCGCUGCUCACGCUUACGUGAAAUCGGCAAUUUCGCCAAUUUGCACUCCGCCAACUGUUUCCCAAGUGCCGAGAGAUGGAGUGCCAAUUAUCUUGCUCUCGUGCUUUAUGAUGAAGUUGAGUUCAGUGUCCCAAACCACUAGUACUGCGAAUUUGCUCUAUUUGGCAGGUUCAUGCACAUUGUUAGCAUCGUAAUCAACUUUGUCAGUGUCAUGCUUCCUGGUCUGGCUUUCUGGUACUUGAUUUUGUUGUUCUGCCUGCUUUGUUGUUUGAAGGGCUUCUGCUUGUUUAGAUAGAUGGAGCACUGGUGGUUAACAUUUGAUUGACGCUGGUUCUCUAAGUGCAGUAUUUGCAAAGAGACAGUUUGAAUAACAACCAGCAUUCAAUUGGCUGUCUUGUAUGUUAUGCUAUCAGCCCAAAUUAGUGUCCUGAGCUGAAUGUUUUCCAUACUUCAUUAGGACAGCAGAACUUGUAAUUGUACUUAGUUUGUAUUGGGAAAAAUGAGCAGAUCUGCUCGUCAUAAAGAGAAAUAUGGAAAAAGUAGUGAAAUUCUCCAAGAUCACUACCAUGAAGGAACUGCUGCACGGACAAGGCCUUUAAGCUUUGAUGAGAUUAUGUUGAAAAGGAAAAACAAAAAGAAACAGUUUGAAAAUGAGAAAGAGGGAGUUUUUGAAGAUAUAACAGCAGAUGGAAGUGCUGAAAAGGUAUCUCAUCAUUAUGGAUCUGAUAGGGUUAAUUCACGAAGUAAAGAUUCUUCCCCUGGUGUCCAAAAGCAUUUGUCAGAGGAAGAUGCAAAGGCAAGUUCUAAAAAGAAAGAAGAAAAUACUUACAUGAAGGGUGACUAUGUAGCUAAAAGCAAAGAUAGAAAAAUUCGGGAUUCAGAAACCAAAUCAAAUGCCAAAAUGGACAAAGAUCAGAAAGUUAAAGGCAAGAAUGAUGAAAAAAUUUAUGACAGGAGAAAAAGAAAUGAGCAGCGAAGCAAUAAUGCAGAAUAUGAAGCUUCAAAGAAACAUUCAAGAGAAUUAACUGUGAGAGAUAGACAUGUGGAUGAAAGUAGAGGAAAUUUUGAGAGAGAAAACAAGAGAAAAUACGGAAAUGGAGUUUAUGAGCAAAACAGAGAUAGGUAUUCCACAAGAAAACUUGAUCCUGGAAAAAGGCAUGAUUCAGAAGCUUCAGACAGAAAGGAAAGGAAGGAACUAUCAAAAUCUCAUUUUGAGGAAUUAAAGCUGAAAAGAAGACGGUUAAGGGGUCAAGAGCGUGUGGACAGAAUAAGAAGGUCUAUUUCUCCAUUGCCAAGGUUACAAAAACGUGCAUCUUAUUAUGGUAGGGAACAUGGGGAGCCAUCCCCAUCUCAUAUAGGGAGAUCUGGAUGGCAGCAGUCUGAUCUUGACAAGAGCCAAAUUAUGAACAAUGGUUUGAGUGGCCAUUAUAAGAGACAGGGUGGCUCAAACAGUGGUCUUGGCGGCUAUUCACCAAGAAAGAGAAGAACUGAGGCUGCUGCUAAGACUCCUUCCCCAACCAAACACUCUCCCCCAGCUAAGCGCCCACCAGAGAAGAAAAAUGCUAAAUGGGACCGUGCACCAGAGGGAGCAGACAACACCUUUUCUGUGUCUGUUCCUUCUAGUUUUCAACCAUCAAAUCAAACUGCAUCCUCAAAUAUACGUGAAGCAGUCAGUACAGUUCCUGUUGCUUCAGCUACAGUCAAGCCUCUUUCGGUGGGUUCUUUCAAUAUUUUAUCGUCCAAUAAGAAUGACUCAGUUGACUCUGUUCAACUAACACAAGCUACCCGUCCUAUGAGGAGGCUUUAUGUGGAGAAUGUACCAGCUUCAGCCUCUGAGAAAGCUGUGAUGGAAUGUCUUAACAAUUUUUUAAUUUCUUCAUGUGUCAACCAUAUCCGAGGAAGCCAGCCAUGUAUUAGCUGCAUCAUAAACAAAGAAAAGGGCCAAGCUCUUGUGGAAUUUCUUACACCUGAGGAUGCUUCAGCAGCACUUGCAUUUGAUGGCAGUUCCUUCUCUGGUUCCAUAAUAAAAAUCCGACGCCCAAAAGACUUUGUUGAAGUGGCAACUGGUGAACCAGAAAAAUCAGUAAUUGCAGUCAAUGCACUAAGCAAUAUCGUGAAGGAUUCACCACACAAGAUCUUCAUUGGUGGAAUCCCAAAGGCUUUUUCUUCUAAAAUGAUUAUGGAGAUUGCAAGCACUUAUGGACCUUUGAAGGCAUACGGUUUUGAAAGCAGUGAUAAUCUUAAUGAGCCUUACGCUUUUCUAGAGUAUGCAGACCAUUCAGUUACAUUCAAAGCUUGUAUGGGUCUGAAUGGUAUGAAGCUAGGAGGGCAAGUAAUAACUGCAGUUCAAGCUGUUCCAAACGCAUCAACCUUGGAAACUAGUGGAAAGCCACCAUUCUAUCGGAUCCCUGAGCAAGCAAUGCCACUUCUUAAGAAGCCUACACAAGUUUUAAAGCUUAAAAAUGUGUUUGAUCCAGAAGCUCUCCCGCUACUCUCACAUACUGAAAUUGAAGAAAUACUGGAAGAUGUACGUCUAGAGUGUGGAAGGUUUGGCACUGUUAAAUCUGUUAAUGCUGUCAAGUGUGAUGCAACUCCCAUUUCCACAUCAGUAGCAUGUGGAGUCAAUGAGGAUAUGGAACCUGCUGGAUCUCAGCAAAACUUAGUGUUCAAGGAGACAAAUGCCAAAACAGAGACAAUGGAAACUGUGGACUGUAAAAUUGUGGAAGGCAGUGAUGCAGGGGAUGGUAAACCUACAAGCAAUCUUAUGGAGGACAAUCCAGGUCAACCAGGUUCAUUUAAUGUUAAUAUGGCUGUUGGCAACCUAUGUGACGAGAGUGUAUCCAAUUCUCAAGAACUUGCUCAGCAGGCCUCAAAAGAUGGAUCAGACUUCUCUGAUGACAAGGUGAUUGAUAAUAGUCAAAUGAAGGAUUCAAGUGUGGAAGACAAAUUGCCAAAUGGAGAAGGGUCAUAUUUGGAGGUAGUCGGUGGAAAUAUGAAGGAAUCUUCUGUAGGUGAUCACAGAGUAGGAUCAGAUGCGAUUGAGAAGGGAGAACAUGAGGAACAGAGUUGCGAUCUUGACCACAUUUUUGAGCCAGGCUGUGUUUUUGUUGAAUUCAGUAGAACAGAAGCCUCAUGUAUGGCUGCACAUUGUUUGCAUGGACGAUUAUUUGAUAACCGCACUGUGACAGUGGAAUAUGUUCCCCUGGAUGUCUACCAGAUCAGGUUUCCAAAAUGAAUAUAUUGACAAUGAAACUGAUCGGUUAACCCAAAUGUAGUGAGAGAUGUUGGCAACUGGCGAGCCUGCUGUCUACGCAUGGCAGUGCAGCACAUUUUAACAUUCUGAAGCGGUGAACAUUUGCCCAUGUGAGUUAUAGGAAACAAUCAAGUUUCAACCUGUUUGUUCAUUCUGAGGCCAGAGUUGAAUGGCUGGAAUCUGGAAUUACUUUCAGGUCCUGAAUUGGUGAGUCACAGAUUGGGUGUGAGGACCCUUUUCUAACACGUGACUGUUUAUUUUUUAAUUUUUUCCCUCCCUUUUAUAGUUGCUGGUUACUGAUGUAUUCAGUUUUCUUUUUGAACCAUACUGAAUUAGUUAAACUUUCCAUCAGUCAAAAAAGUGUGCGAUUUGUUACUAAACC